Beta vulgaris subsp. vulgaris (sugar beet) is the source of this 600-nucleotide messenger RNA. RefSeq lists its product as uncharacterized. Bases 1 to 600 code for a protein of 199 amino acids. The transcript has a single exon. NCBI's taxonomy places the organism in Eukaryota, Viridiplantae, Streptophyta, Magnoliopsida, Caryophyllales, Amaranthaceae. The record is from RefSeq and is a predicted model, not a curated record.
AUGGCAUUUGUUGAUGGAUUAGAAAAGCCACCUGAAACUGACAGAUGUUACAGUGCUUCGGAGAGAUGUAACAAUGUUAUAAUCUCAUACAUUUUGAGGUCUCUUGACACUAGUAUAGCAAGAAGUGUAAUAUAUUGUACUACUGCAAGAGAGAUUUGGCAAGAUUUAGAAGAAAGAUUCUCUCAAAGUUCAGGUCCUCAACUGUAUUCUUUACAACAAAAUCUUCAUGAUCUCACUCAAGAUCCAUCUGAUUCAAUUGCUGAAUUCUUCACUCAGAUUAAGAAUAUUUGGGAUGAAUUAAGUGUUGCAAAUCCUAUUCCCAUUUGUAGAUGUACUGGUUGCACAUGUGGAAUCACCAGGAAGAUUUUAAAACAACAACAAGAAGAGAGGCUGAUACAACUAUUGAUGAUGAAAAUUGAUAACAAAUACAACAAUGUUAGAAGUAAUCUUUUAAUGAUGCAACCACUUCCAAACGUUCAACUGGCUUACAUGCUACUUAGUCAAGAAGAGAAACAGAGACAAGCUAGUGCAUUAACCUCUGAGAGCAUGGGACAUAUGGCUUUCACAACAUAUGAUCAGAGAGAAAGAAAUCAAGCCUAA